Molecule: messenger RNA, 2222 nt
Organism: Drosophila obscura
Lineage: Eukaryota; Metazoa; Arthropoda; Insecta; Diptera; Drosophilidae
Product: neprilysin-1
Exons: 1
Coding region: 24-2120 (698 amino acids)
Biological process (GO): protein processing
Cellular component (GO): plasma membrane
Molecular function (GO): metalloendopeptidase activity
Source: RefSeq, a predicted model, not a curated record
UCUCGUGCAGCACACAACCGAAAAUGGGAGCCACUCCUCAAGCUCUCGCCUGCCUAAUCUUUAUCGCCAUAGGGCGUCUGGGUGUCCAGGGGGGCGUUUAUAAGGAGCUAACGACGCCCCUGGGCCAUGAGAUCAUGCGGCAUGCCAAGUCAGCGGAUAUGCGAUCCUUCAUCGAUCCGCGUGUGAGUCCCUGCGAUGACUUCUAUGGCCAUGCGUGCGGGAAGUAUCCCUCGAUAAAUGCAGCCUCCGUGGAGACGGACAAAAGCAUUGGGCAGGCACUCCAUGAUGGCUAUCUGCGGCGGGUGCGACAGCUGCUGAACGAGCCCAAGAUGAGCACAGACAGACCCAUGGAGACGCGGGUGAAGUACUUCUACGAGUCGUGCCUGAACACCACGGCACUGAGGAUGAACCAGCGCAGCCAUCUGCUCCAUAUCCUCAGGGAAUUUGGUGGCAUGCCCGCCGUGGAGGGCAGCACUUGGGACGAGUCCAAGUUCGAUGCCAUUGAGAUGAUGGCCACGCUGCUGCGACGCUACGGCAAGAUCACGUUCCUGGGCGUUAGUGUCGGUCCCGAUAUUGCCAACAGCCAGAUGAAUCGCUUGUCCUUGGGCCAAAGGGAUGACCUGGUAGUCAUCAAAGAGGAGGAUUCUAUGAAACUGGUCCGGCAGGUGCGCCUGAAGUGGAGGCUGCAGAGGCUGUUGGGGGUCUCGCCAGAGCGUGCUCAUCAGACGGCCAUCGAGAUUAGCGCCCUGGAUGCGGAGCUGGGGCGCAGUGGCAUCGGCCAGAAGAUGGUGGGUGAUCCGAGAUUGAGGCAACGCCUGACGGUGAUCAGCUCUCUGACGGAUACCUACGGACCGUCCCUCAACUUUACCAGAUUUGUGAGCCACUGGCUGGGCCAUGACUACCAGCUGCCCGUCUACGAAUACGUACCCGGCUACCUCUGGCAGCUGAACAAGAUCCUCGCGAGCACACCCAAACGGGUGCUGGCCAACUAUAUGCUGUCGAGCCUGGUGGAGGACUUUGUGUUGAACUUGGAGCCCGAGAAGUACCAGCAACAGCAGCAACAGAAGCAACAGCAGCAGCAGCAGGAGGAGUACUGUGCGAAACGGACCACGGAUCUCUUUCCUGCUGUGUUGGAUCACAUGGUCUAUCACUCCCUGGAGCAGCAGAGUCCCCACAUUCCCGCCAUCCUGCGCCAGUUGUUUCUGGAGCUGAAGGCCACCUUCGAGACGAUGCUGAAUGGCCCCGAUUUGGAGUGGCUGGACGAGCAGACGCGCAACGGGAUGGUGGAGAAGCUCAAGCUCAUGUCCUUCCAGAUAUCUGGCGAGGAGUCUGUCGACUUUGAGGAACACUACGGCUCGCUGAUCAUCAGCUCGGCAGACUACUAUGGCAACAUUGAGCGCCUGCUGGAGGUGCGCGCCCUCAACCUGCGAGAGGACCUGCAGCGGCCGCAGUCCAAGCCCAUCUUCUACGACGACAUGAUCGACUCGCCCUGCUACAUCAGGGAGGCCAAUCUGGUGAUCUUCCCAGCCAGCCACAUGCAGCAUCGCUACUUCUGGGACGAUGUCUACCCGGCGGCCCUCAAGUACGGCACCCUGGGAUUCGACCUCGCCCACGAGAUAGCCCACGCCUUUGACGACUCGAAUCUGUUGUUCGAUGGAAGGGGAAAUCUACGCGACUCGUGGUCCAGCGAGGCCAAGACGAGCUUCCACCUGCUCAAACAGUGUCUGGUGGAUCAGUUUGGCGAGCUGCGCUUCGGCAACCAAAAGCUGCCCCGAAGGGAGACGCAAGGCGAGAACAUUGCCGACAAUGUGGGCAUCCGCAUUGCCCUGGCCGCCUACCACAAGUGGCUGCUGGAUCACUCGAAGGCUGUGGCUGCAGAUGCGGAAGCCCUGCCCCAUAUGUUGCAGACGCCGCAGCAGCUCUUCUUCCUCAGCCUGGCCCAGACCAUGUGCUCGGCUGUGUUGCCCGAGAGGCGACAUGCCCAUGUCAUGACCAGUAUCCAUGCGCCGUCCGAAGUGCGGGUGCGCGCCAUGAUGGCCAACAGCCGAUCCUUUGCCGAGGCCUUUCAGUGCGGCAACAGCACCAGAAUGAAUCCCCCCCUCAGAUGCAAGGUGUACUGAUUAUGUACACGGUUUAGUUCUUAAUAGUUCCUAUAUAUUGAAUACUCAUUAAACAUGUACAUAUGUAUGUAGUUCCGCUACCGCUUCCGAGCAGCGCGUGCA